AUGUCCUCCGUUGAUCCAAGUGUUUCAAUUACGAGCUUUUUGGACUGCGUGAAGUUUGGCCCUAUUGAGAGUGCAAGAAUUGCUGAGGAUUACCCAGACCCAGGCGUUAAUUCGAUUGCUCUUACUUUUCUAAAGGUUGAAACGUGUUUGCAUUUCUACAAUAACCUCUUGACGUAUUUUGCCAAGUUCAAAGAUUCUAUCCACUCUCCAGAUUUGACAAUCAAUUUCGCCAAUUGCAAGAAGCUAUUACCGUUCAUUGCAAAUGCAAUUAACAACGAUGGUGCAACAAGAAACGUUUACAUUGGUAAUUUGACCCAGUUAAACAGGCAUAUAUCCACGGAGUUUUUAUCAAGUGAGCUCACCAAGUUUGGAAUCAUUGACAAGAUUGACUUGAUUGAUAAGGGUACUGGAGAAGAAAAGGAGGUGUUCGCAUUUGUGCAUUUCACAAACGUUGCAUCAGCUAUAAAAGCUGUUGAGCAGCUCUCUUUCAGCUCUGAAUGGGAAAAUUGCAAGAUUUUCUAUGGACCUGAUAGAUGUUCUGUGGAAAAUGAUAACAUUGUUAACGCCUUGAACCAAAAGUCUGUCACUGCUGCUGCAGUUGCAUCAACAUCUGGAGGCCUUGAGAACAUUGGAAACAGAACGAUUUGUAUCUCAAAUCUAGACCCAUCAACAAAGGUUGAGGACAUCUGUAAUACAGUACGUGGUGGUUUACUUCAAGUGAUACGGUUCCUUCCGGAGAGAAAGAUGUGUUUUAUGACAUUUGUGGAAGCAGAGGCUGCAGCGCAGUUCUUUGCCAACGCAAACAUACACCCAAUAAUUCUUCAUUCCAGAAGAUUGAAAAUCGGGUGGGGUCAUCAUUCUGGUCAACUACCCAACUCCAUACAAUUGGAGGUGUCUGCAGGUGCUUCGAGAAAUGUCUACAUUGGUCAAUCUACUGAAUCGGCUGAUGCUGAGAACGAUGAGGUACUUCCUGAUGAAGCAAUAAUACGUAAGGAUUUUUCAAGUUUUGGAGAAGUUGAGCAGAUCAACUUUAUUAAGGAUAACAAGGCUGUUUUUGUGAAUUUUUUGAAUAUUUCUCAUGCCAUAAAGGUUGUUAAAGAUGCAAAUGGUGAUUUCGAGAACGACUUCCACGAGUAUUUUGAGAACAGGUACCGUGGGUUUAAGAUCAACUUUGGUAAAGAUCGUUGUGGAAAUCCUCCAAAGGCCCGC
Messenger RNA from Williopsis jadinii, 1209 nucleotides. RefSeq names its product Nab6p (gene NAB6). NCBI's taxonomy places the organism in Eukaryota, Fungi, Ascomycota, Saccharomycetes, Phaffomycetales, Wickerhamomycetaceae. The record is from RefSeq and is a predicted model, not a curated record. Gene Ontology annotation, molecular function: mRNA binding. Gene Ontology annotation, biological process: mRNA splicing, via spliceosome. The transcript has 2 exons. The annotation marks the transcript as partial. Gene Ontology annotation, cellular component: cytoplasmic stress granule.